AUGUCCCUACUGGGGUUCCUCUUCAUGCUACAUCUUCUGUGGCUGCUGGUCCAGGCGGCUCAGCCUUCAGGGUCAGCCCUGGACUCAGUCCAGCUGACCUCCGACCCCCCAGGACCCGCUGAGACCUGGUCUUUGCCCUCCCCCCGUCUCCCACCUGCAUCGCCCCGUGCACUUACACCCCCACCCGACUACCUGGCGUCCUCGGCUCCGGGCCACAUGUUGGCUCGACCUCAGGACAUCACCGAGACUUUGGUUCCACUCCCGGACACGGAUUCAGCUCUAGAGCUGCCCGCAAGGACCGCUCAGUUUGCGCUUCCACUUCCGGAUGUGAAUGGCAACCGAACUCGGCACGAAAAGCUCCCGGAGGCGGGUCCAAUGCUACACUGGCUACAGAAGGAGGCCCUAGCCAUGCCUCCUCAACUCAAAAAACUAUCUCCAGCCCAGCAGGAGGACCCACAUCAUCCUUUGGACACCCCUGAGGAGAAUGAACCUCCUCUUGUCCAGCAGGUGGCCCCAGCACAGCCCUCCAAGACCCCUGAGGAGGCGGAACCUCCUGCAGUCCAGCCAGAGGCCCCAGCUGAACCUCCAGAGCCACAAAAGGAGGUUGUAGAUCAAUCACCAGAACAUCUGGCAGCUCAGCAUUCAAACUUGCCCAUCACACAUAAACAUAUAGAUCUAGAACUUACCAUAACUCCAGAAGCCACUAAGGUUGGAACUUCUCCAAUAGAGCAGGGGGCCCCAGCUCAGCUUCCAGAGCCCAUUGAAGAGGGUGAGGCUCCUCCAGUACAGCAGGAAGGACAAGCACAACAACCAGAGCCCUCUGAGUAUGUCAGCAUUUCACCAAGCCAGCAGGAGGCCCCAGCUCAGCCUCCAGAGCCCACUGAAGAGGUCGGAACUGCUCCAGGUCAGCAAGAGGAGCCAGCUCAGCCUCCAAAGCCCCCUGAGAAAGGUGAACAUACUCCAUUCCAGCAGGAAACAUCAGCUCAGCCUGCAGAGCCCCCUGAACAGGUUGAACCUGCCCCAGUUCAGCAGGAGGACUCAGCUGAGUCCUCAGAGCUGCCUGAAGAGGUUGAACCUUCUCCAGUCAAGCAGGAGAGUAUUGGUCCAGAGGCCCCUAUGGGGGUUAUAACUCAAGCUCCAGGUCAGGAUACAGCUCAUUACACAAACUUGCCAAAUGAUGCUUUUGGAACUGGGGAUCUACUGGUUACUAUAACUCCACAGCCCACUAAGGAGGUUGAACCCUCUCCAAAUCAACAGGGGGAGCAAGCUCAGCCUCCAGAGCCUACUGGAGAGUUGGAGUCACCUCCAAUCCAGCAGGAGGCACAACCUCACCCUCUAGAACCUCCUGAAGAAGGUGAAUAUCCACCAUUCCAGCAGGAUUCCCCAACUGAGCCUACAGAGCACACUGAGGAGCUCAAGCCUCCUCUUGUCCAGCCGGAGACCACAUUACAGCCUUCAAUGCCCUCUAAUGAGGUUGCAGCUCACCCUGAAGUGCAUGAUGAGGUGACAGUUUACCCACCAGGUCUGCAUCAACCUCAGCAUUUAGAAUUGCCCAAUGUUACUGUUAAGCCUGUGGAUCUAGAGCUUACAGUAACUCCUGUAGCCACUACAGAGGUUGGACCUUCUACAACCCAGCAGGAAGCCCCAGCUCAGCCACCAGUGCCUCCUGGGGAGAGUGAACCUGCCCCCACUAAGGAAGUUGAACCAUCUUCAAUUCAGCAGGAGGCUUCAGCUCAUACUUCAGAGCCCAUUGAGGAGACUGCACCCUCUCCAAACCAGCAAGAGGCCCCAGCUCAGCUUCCAGAGCCUCCUGAGAAAGUUGAACUUUCUGCAAAUCAGCAGGCAGCCCAGGCUCAGUCUACAAAGCCCCCAUUGGAGGGUGAGCCUUAUCCAGCACUUCAGGGGCCCCCAGUUCAGUCUCAAGAGCCUACUAAUGUUGAACCUCCUCCACCCCAACAGGAAUCCCCAAUUCAGCUUCAAGAGCCUGCCACAGAGGGUGUUGUUCAGCCUCCAAUCCUUCAUGAGGUGACAGUUUCUCCCCCAGAUGAAGCUCAGCAUCUACAGUUCUCCAAUGUCACGAUUAAACCAGUGGAUCCGGAGCUUACCAUAACAACAGAGGUGCCAGGUCAGCCUCCAGAGCCCCCUAAGGAGUUUGAACCAUCUCCGGUCCAGCAGGAGUUGCCACCUCAGAUUUCAGAGCCCUCUAAAGAUGUUGAACCUCCACAGUUCCAGCAGCAGUACCCAGCUCCACCUAUAGAACCCUUUGAAGAGGUCAAACCUUCUCCAGUCCAGCUGGAGGCUCCAGCUCAGACCACACAGCCCCCUGGGGAGGUAGAAUCUCUUCCAGUACAGCAGGAGACCCCAGUUCAGCCAUCAGAGCCUGCUAUGGAAGGUGUAGCUCAGAGUGAGGCUCAGUAUCCAGUAUUGCCCAGUUCCACAGUUAAACCUGUAGAUCUGGAGCUUACUAUAACCCCAGAGACCAUUACAGAGGUUGAACCUUCUGCAGUCCAACAAGAAGUUGGCAUUGCUCAGCUUCCAGAGCCCCAUAAGGAGGUUGAACUUUCUCCAGGCCAGCAGGAAGCCCCAGCUCUGCCUCCAGAGACCACUGAGAAGGUAGAACUUUCUCCACCUCAGGUAACCUCAGUUCUACCUCCAGAACCCUCUAAGGAGGUUGAACCUUCUCCAGUGCAGCAGGAGGCAACAGCUCAGCCUCUAGAGCCUGCUAAGGAGGUGGAACCCUCUUCAGUUCUGCAGGAGGCCCCAGGUCACACUCCAGAGCCCACUGAGAAAGAGGAAGUAUUUCCCAUUAAACAAGUGUCCCCAGCUCAGCCUCCAGAGCCUCCUCAAGAGGUUAUAGUUCAACCUCCAGCAUAUCACAAGGAGACAGUUCCACCUCCAAAUCAGGAUCAAACUCAGCAUUCAAACUUGUCCAUUGUCACAGUUAAACCUGUGGACCUGGAGCUUACCAUAACUCCGGAACCAACUACAGAGUUUGAACAAUUUACUGCUCCACAGGAGACAACGGCUCCAUCUCCAGAGCUCCCUGCAGUGACACCUCCACUUCCAGACCAAGUUCAGGCUCAGCUUCCAAACCUGACUGAAGUCACAAUUAAACCUGUGGACCUUGAGCUUACCAUAAGUCCAGAAGCAACUACAGAGAUUGAACAAUUUGCUGCCCUACAGGAGACUACAGUUCCAUUUCCAAAGCUCCCUGAGGUGACAUCUCCACCCCCAAACCAAAUUCAGGCUCAGCAUCCAAACCUGACUGAAGUCACAGUUCAACCUGUGGACCUGGAGCUCACCCUAAGUACAGAACUCAACACCGAAGUUGGACCUUCAACCAUGCUGGAGAUCACUACUCAGUCUCCAGAGCCACCGAAGGAGGUUAUAGCUCAACUUCCAGUGUAUCAUGAGGUGACAGUUCCACCCCCAAGUCAGGAUCAAGUUCAGCAUUUAAACUUGCCCAGUGUCACACUUAAACCUGUAGGGUUCUACAGUGAACCCACAAUGGAGGUUGAACAUGCUGUUGCUCAGGAGACCACAGCUCCUCCUCCAACACACCCUCAGGUGACACUUUCACCUGCAGACCAGAUUCAGUCUCAGCAUCCAAGCCUGACAGAAAUUACAGUUAAACCUGGGAAUCUGGAGCUUACCAUAACUCCAAAACCUAAUGUGGUGGUUGAACCUUCUCCAACCAAGCAGGAGUCUCCAACUCAGCCUCCAACACCACGUAAGGAAGUUGUAGCUCAAUCUCCAACACAUCAUGAGGUGACAGUCCUACCUUCAGAUCAGGAUCAAAUUCAGCAUUCAAACUUGCCCAGUGCCACAAUUAAACCCAUGGACCAGGAGAUCACCAUAACUCCGGAACCCAAUACGGAGGUUGAAUCUUCUCCAACCAAGCAGGAGUCUCCAACUCAGCCUCCAACACCACGUAAGAAAGUUGUAGCUCAAUCUCCAGCACAUCAUGAGGUGACAGGCCUACCUUCAGAUCAGGAUCAAAUUCAGCAUUCAAACUUGCCCAGUGCCACAAGUAAACCCAUGGACCAGGAGGUCACCAUAACUCUGGAACCCAAUACGGAGGUUGAACCUUCUCCAACCAAGCAGGAGUCUCCAUCUCAGCCUUCAACACCACGUAAGGAAGUUGUAGCUCAAUCUCCAGUACAUCAUGUGGUGACAGUUCCACCUUCAGAUCAGGAUCAAGUUCAGCAUUCAAAAUUGCCCAGUGUCACACGUAAACCUGUAGACCUGGAGGUCCCCAUAACUCCAGAAUUCACAACGGAGGCUGAACAUUCGACUACAGCUCCAUCUCCAAAGCAGCCCAAGGAAACACUUCCACCACCAGAUGAGUUUUGGGAUUUGCAACCAAACCUGACUAAAGUCGUACCUCAACCUUCAGUUAUAGAGCAUUCCAUAACUCAGCCCCCAAAGUCAUCUGAAGCAGGCACUGUUCCUCCAUCUACUCCAUCUUCAGUGAGGCCAUCUGUAAAUUAUCCUCCAGAAAAGCUGCUCACAGGCUUACCUGAGCAACAGCUACAGGCUCUCAGUGCAGAAAACAUGCACACGAGUUCAACUGUCCAACGGGAACAGAUGGACUUCCCAGAUUACUCCUCAGAAGAGGCACAGAAGGGUUUCCCUGUGCAAGGGGGACAGACUGUCACUGCAGGUUACCCACUAGAAAAGAAGCGGACAGGUUUAACUGUGCAACAGGAACACUCUCCUAUUGCAGAUUACACCCCAAAAAAGGCACGUAUGGGUUUAGCUACACGACAGAAACAGAAUGUCACCAAGACCAUCGACAUAUGUGAGCUCUGUACCUGCAAAGAUGAGACACUGUCCUGUUCUGGUCUGAGCCCACGGCAGAGGCUGCAUAGAAUCCCUGUGCCAGAGCCCAACACCUACAAUGGCACCUUCACCAUCUUAAAUUUCCAAGGAAGCUCUAUUUCUUACAUUGAUGAAAAUAUAUGGAAGGCAUACCGCUGGACCGAGAAACUAAUUCUCAGUGACAAUUAUUUGAGCGAAUUACAUAAGGAUACAUUUGAAGGCCUGCUAUCCCUCCAAUAUUUAGAUGUAUCCUGCAAUAAAAUACAGUCUAUUGAAAGACGCACAUUUGAACCAGUACCUUUUUUGCAGUUUGUAAAUCUUGGUUGCAAUUUACUCACAGAACUCAGCUUUGGAACAUUUCAGGCUUGGCAUGGAAUGCAGUUUUUACACAAGUUAAUUCUCAAUCGUAAUCCUCUGACAGCUGUUGAAGAUUCAUAUCUUUUUAAAUUGCCAGCAUUAAAAUAUUUAGAUAUGGGAACAACACAAGUGUCACUUACAACAGUUGAGAACAUCCUCAUGAUGACACUCGAGUUGGAAAAAUUUCUAUCGUUAUUAAAAGUAGUCUCUUCUGUUUUGGCAGAUGAGGAAGCAUCUCUAGCAGAUGCGGAAGGAGCGUUCAUGCAGGCAUUACAAGCUCGGAAGAAGAACACCAGCACUGAGCUGACUAUUGAGCCAGAGAAACCAAAUGCAGACCAAAAUGGCGUCAGUUUGUCAACUUUCCCGGGUGAUAAAUUUGAAACUCAGCUAAACCAGCAGCUACGGUCUCUCAUCCCUAACAACGAUGUGAGAAGGCUCAUUUCUCAUGUUAUCCGGACUUUGAAAAUGGACUGCUCUGAGCCCCGUGUUCAACUGGCCUGUGCAAAGCUCAUCUCCAGAACAGGCCUCCUGAUGAAGCUUCUCAGUGAGCAGCAGGAAGUAAAGGUGUCCAAGGCAGAGUGGGAUACAGACCAGUGGAAAACUGAGAACUACAUCAAUGAGAGCACAGAAGUCCAGAGUGAACAAAAAGAGCAAGGGUCCAGGGAGCUCACAAAGGAGGUUCCAGGAUAUGGCUAUAGCAACAAACUCAUCUUGGCAAUAGCUGUCACUGUGGUAGUGAUGAUUUUGAUUAUAAUUUUCUGUCUCAUUGAGAUUUAUUCUCAUAAACUAGCAUCAGAAGAAGAUGUAGAAAAAGCCCAAAGGGUGUCCAGCACCUCAGCAGAGAAGACUACGGGGACUAGAGAGACGACCGAAGAGCCGGGUGAGGAGAGUGAGACAGCGGAGGAGACCACCACCGAGUGA
This is a messenger RNA of Choloepus didactylus (southern two-toed sloth), 6099 nucleotides long. Its product is annotated as leucine-rich repeat-containing protein 37A-like. Gene Ontology annotation, molecular function: protein binding. The coding region runs from base 1 to 6099 and encodes 2032 amino acids. The transcript has 13 exons. The record is from RefSeq and is a predicted model, not a curated record. NCBI's taxonomy places the organism in Eukaryota, Metazoa, Chordata, Mammalia, Pilosa, Megalonychidae.